UUUGGCCGCCCCGAGGAAGGAACAGUCGCCAUUGCCAGAAGGAUUAGAGUCGGGGGGGCCGCAGCGUGCGCGCCCCUUCCUCUCUGCCGGUACCUUUGCCUGGCAGAGGGCAGCGGGCGCCCUCGUGCUAUUGCCCCCCCGAUCUCCCCCGCAGGAUGCUUGCCUUACCCCGGCGGCCGAGCGCGGCCACCACCUCAGCCUUGCUUUUGCUGCCGCUGCUGAUCGCCUUGGCUUGGGCGCGGAGCAACUCUCGGGGGCUCGCGGGGUUGCCCCCCAACGCUGCCACCACCACCCCUAUCGCCAUCAUGGGCUUGAUGCCUCUCAGCGACAUGGUGGAGAAAGGAAAGAUUGGCCGGGGAGUCCUGCCGGCUAUGCAGCUGGCCAUGGAGCAGAUCCUCAACGAGUCCUUGCUCAACCCUUACUCCCUGGACCUGCGCUACUACGACACCGAGUGUGACAAUGCAAAGGGACUUAAAGCCUUCUAUGAUGCAAUAAAAUACGGACCUACACACCUAAUGGUUUUUGGUGGAGUAUGUACAACUGUAACAUCCAUCAUUGCUGAAUCCUUAAUAGGAUGGAAUUUGGUCCAGCUCUCAUUUGCAGCAACAACGCCAGAGUUAGCUGAUAAGAAAAAGUAUCCUUAUUUCUUCCGGACAGUGCCAUCCGAUAAUGCUGUGAACCCUGCAAUUCUGAAGUUGCUCAAAUAUUUUCAAUGGAAAAGAGUUGGAACUCUAACCCAAGAUAUACGAAGAUUUUCUGAGGUACGGAAUGAUCUGACCGGUGUCCUGUAUGGUGAAGAUAUUGAAAUCUCAGACACAGAGAGUUUCUCUAAUGAUCCCUGCACAAGUGUCAAAAAGCUCAAGGGAAAUGAUGUCCGAAUUAUCCUCGGCCAGUUCAAUGAGGAAAUGGCUGCAAAAGUAUUUUGCUGUGCAUUUAAUGAAAAGAUGUUUGGUCCUAAGUAUCAGUGGAUCAUUCCUGGGUGGUAUCAAAGCUACUGGUGGGAAAAGGCUAUUCCAAAGCUUAAUUCAUCACACUGUCUCGGUACAAACCUUCUUGGUGCCAUGGAAGGCUACAUUGGAGUGGAUUUUGAACCUCUCAGUUCCAAACAGAUAAAAACUAUUUCAGGAAGGACACCACAGCAAUAUGAAGAAGAGUAUGAUCAGAGGCGUGGAAAUGUUGAGCCAAGUAAGUUCCAUGGCUUUGCUUAUGAUGGAAUAUGGGUAAUUGCCAAAACACUGCAGCAGGCUAUGAAGAUUCUCAAUGCUACCAACAAAAACCAAAAAAUUGAGGACUUUAACUACACCAACAAAGAACUUGGAAAAAUUUUCCUGGAUGCGAUGAAUCAGACAAGCUUCUUUGGUGUAACGGGUCAAGUUAUGUUCAGAAAUGGAGAGAGGAUGGGGACCAUCAAAUUUACACAGUUCCAAGACAAAAAGGAAGUGAAGGUGGGAGAAUAUAAUGCUAUACUUGAUUCACUGGAAAUCAUCAACAACUCCAUCAAAUUCCACGGAAUAGAACCACCAAAAGACAGAACAAUUAUUCAAAAGCAACUUCGCAAAAUCUCCCUGCCUCUCUACAGUAUUCUUUCUGCAAUCACUAUCUUGGGAAUGAUCAUGGCCAGCGCCUUUUUAUUCUUUAACAUCAAAAACCGAAACCAGAAGUUGAUAAAGAUGUCCAGUCCCUACAUGAACAAUCUUAUUAUUCUUGGGGGAAUGUUGUCCUAUGCAUCUAUAUUCCUUUUUGGCCUUGAUGGAUCUUUUGUCUCUGAAAAGACAUUUGAGACCCUUUGUACUGUCCGGACAUGGAUUCUUACAGUGGGCUACACAACUGCAUUUGGGGCAAUGUUUGCAAAAACAUGGAGAGUUCAUGCAAUUUUCAAAAAUGUAAAAAUGAAGAAAAAGAUCAUUAAGGACCAGAAAUUGAUGGUAAUAGUUGGAGGGAUGCUGCUGAUAGAUCUUUGCAUCUUGAUUUGCUGGCAAGUUGUUGAUCCCCUGAGGAGGACAGUAGAAAAAUACAACAUGGAGCCUGACCCUGCAGGCCGAGAUAUUUCUAUUCUUCCUAUUUUGGAGCACUGUGAAAACACUCAUAUGACCAUUUGGCUUGGCAUUGUUUAUGCCUACAAAGGCCUACUCAUGGUAAGUCUAAUGCUAUUUGGUUGCUUUUUGGCUUGGGAGACUCGGAAUGUGAGCAUUCCUGCUCUGAACGACAGUAAAUACAUUGGCAUGAGUGUUUAUAAUGUAGGCAUCAUGUGCAUUAUUGGAGCUGCUGUUUCCUUUCUCACACGAGACCAGCCCAACGUACAAUUCUGCAUUGUGGCACUAGUCAUUAUAUUUUGUAGUACUAUUACACUCUGCUUAGUCUUUGUACCUAAGUUAAUCACACUGAGGACAAAUCCAGAUGCUGCUACUCGGAACAGAGGGCUCCAGUUCACUCACAACCAGAAGAAAGAUGACUCAAAAACGUCGACGUCUGUCACCAGUGUUAACCAAGCUAGCACAUCGAGGUUAGAAGGACUACAGUCAGAAAACCACCAGCUGAGAAUGAAAAUAACUGAGCUGGACAAAACUUUAGAAGAAGUCACGAUGCAGCUUCAGGACACACCUGAGAAGACAACAUAUAUUAAGCAGAAUCAUUAUCAGGAGCUCAAUGAUAUUCUCAGUAUACGCAACUUUACAGAAAACAAAGAUGGUGAAAAAGCUGUAUUGAAAAACCACCUUGAUCAAAACCCUCAAGCACAAUGGAAUACUACAGAGUCCUCCAGAACAAGCAAAGACUUUAUAGAAGAUAUCAACUCCCCAGAACACAUACAGCGUCGGCUCUCCUUACAGCUGCCAAUUCUUCACCAUGCCUACUUGCCAUCAAUAGGAGGGGUCGACGCCAGUUGUGCCAGUCCGUGUGUCAGCCCCAGUGCCAGUCCACGGCACAGACACGUGCCACCAUCGUUUCGUGUGAUGGUCUCUGGCCUGUAGGAGGAUAUCAGAGCUUCCUGAACUGCUUUUGGUACUCAACGGCUGGACUGAACGUGUUGUGUCAAACUCUUGCCUUCUACAUACUCCUUGCUCUUACCACAGAGGAACUAGUGUUAUAAGGCCAUCGUCCAGGGAGGACCCGCUCCACUGCUGUGGAAAAGCAUGCAAAGUGGAGAGGGUUACCCAGAGGUUGAUCUGUAGCCUUACUUGUGGACAUUUUUAUUUCUUCAUGAAGAAAGUCACCAAACCAUGUUCCUUCCUAGAUUUCUACCGGAGGCAAGGUGGCUGGAAACAUAAACUUGACAAAGAACAAACAAACAAAUUCCACUCAAGUGUCACUAAAGCUUUAUAUGGCUGUCGAAACAUGAAACCAUGUGCAAAAAAAGAAAAGAAAAAGGCAAUCGCAUCAACAGAGAGCUAUAUUAACUGAAAUGGAUACUUUGUUUUGCAGGGAUUGCAUUCAGCUGCUGGAGGCCCCAGUUAGUUGGGCUGACAUUCAUUUCUGGGACUAAGUUCAGUGGGGUGGUGGAGGAGAAGGAGGAGGAGUCAUUUAGAAAUAGUUCCUCAGGUGUCAUUGAGACUUGCGCUCAGCCCAGCACCAAUCCGCUCAAGACGUGCUUGGGAUGGAGGAUGCUUCCAAGGGGGAAGCAGGUCCAGGAUCAAAAUCUCAGAGUGGCUACCAGGUAGAUAGUCACAGAACAAGUCUUUGCAGCCAUCUCUUCCUCCUGCUAAGAUACAACAAGGCUUGGCAAGGUCCCAGAGCUGAACGUCUUCAAGCGGGCUGAAAACUAGGAACAACAGCGCUGAAGGCUGAGGAUGGAUCCUGGAAGUCUUAACGUCACAGGAUGAAUUGUUAACCCCUCCCCGCAGUUUGCUUAAUUUAAACCACACCAUAAUUACAGUACAGUUAAUUUAGUAGAGGAGGGGUGGGGUUGGGGCGCUUAGGCACCACAGUUUGCUGCUGCAGCGGAAUCCUGCAGAGGCACAAAUAGUAUAUACACAACCUUUGCUUCGUAUCUGCGUGUGUGACAGUGGUAGUUGAGAAUAAGACAGUCUGAACCAAGUCUGCCCAGUUGGGGCAAAAAUACCAUUUGUCCUUUGAAUUAGAAAACAGAAGGUGAAAAAUGGAUAUGUUUUUUUAAAAAAAUAAAAAUAAAACGUAACAUACUAGUUUCCUAUUGCGGUUUCCCCCUGAGAAAUUAUGAUUUAAUGUACUCCCUCCCAAGAGCAAUUGAAUUGUUAGGUGAGCUCAAGUGAAAUGUUUGAGUGCUUCCAUCACUUUUUGAUAAGGUCUGAUUCAAGCAUGCGCUACUUGUAUGCUAGCGGUUCUGUGCAAGCCUACAGGGAUUAAGAUUGUUGAUGCAUGUACGACCCAAUGAGGGACAACUACCUGGCACAUAGAAUUUCAGUGGGCACAUUUUCCUCUGGAGACAGUGCUGCCGUGUUGAGAGAUGCCACACCGUCUGAGUUUCUUAUUGUUGCGUCGCUAUAGGCCAAUUCACUCAUGGGCCCAGGUUCUGCAUCCUACAUGGGAAGGACAUAGAAACAAGGCCUAAUCUCCCCCUUUGCCUUACUGCAUUAUAGGAUGUUCAGUGGAACAAAGGCCUAUGUAUUUCCAUGCCUCUAUGAGUGCGCUUUUUAACUGCUGGUACUCGUACCACCUGAAAUACUGGGAAGUACUACCAGUUGAAAACCACUGAUCUAUGAGAAGGCCUCAACCAUACAAUCCAUAGGUUGGGCCUAGCCAUGCAGGAAAUGUACACAUGCAAGCUCGGUGCUGUGAUGAUGUACAAACUAUGUGAACAGCAUAAAAGCAAACUUGAGCCUGGCUGUUGGCUGGAGACACACAAAAUAUUUCCCCCCUUAGAAUUGUACACUUUCCCCCACUAUUACCUCUGUUCAGAGUGUUUUGCAGUGCUUUUUUAAAAAUCUGCAAAGCCUGUAUGUCCAGAGAUAAGAGUGGGACAAAAGAAAUGGAGUGAUACCUCGCAUACCAGCUUCACUUCCCAUUAAACACCACUGGCUGUCUCCAGCCUUGGCCACUCUCAUUGGAUGUUAAUUUGGCUUGCAGCAUUGCCGAUACUGGCCGCCUUUUCUAAAUCCUGUAUUAAUUAAAGCUUGUAAAAUAAGGCAUGGUGCAGAGUGGGGUUGUCGUGUCCUCUCUCACGCCAUAGGAAUGAAUCUUUUCCCACCCAGAAGCAUUUAGUAUCUGCAUGAGAGAGGAGAUAUACCAACUGAGUCACUGCCCCUGAUCCCAUCUUUCUGAAUAUCACAUAAACCUUGAUCCACUGGGGACAUCACAGAAUCUCUUCCUGAUCACAUAUCACUGAGAGAUCAUGGAGGCACCUGGCAGUGUUAGAACAACUGUGAGUAAGUCUACCGCACAGGAAGUAGAACACAUUACUCCGUUUGAGCACUAACCACUGAAGGUGUUGUCUGGUAUGUGUGGGUGUGGAUGUAUGUAUGUGUGUUGACAGUAUUCUCUUAAUUUAUUAAUAAACUUCAUCAGGACUUUAUUUAAUACAAAUAUUACUUUUCAAAAAAGGACAAUAAUACUGUAUAUAAUGUAUACACAAACAUUUCUGUAGAAAAUAUUAUUCCAACAUAGCAGGAAACAAAACAAAAAAAAUCAAAAGUAUUGGACUGUUGGCGGUGAGUGUGUGUCUGUAACUCUUUGUGUAUACUGACUGUGUGCUGUUUCUUAGGUUUAAAUCAUGCAGUACAUUCUUUGUCUCAAAUGCAACUGUAGUUUCUCCCAAAACAUUUUUUUUUAAUUUCCUGCAGAAAAUAAGACCCACAAAGUGACUAUAGCUAUUUAAUGUUUCUGGUUUUUUAUACUGCAGCAAAAAUGUACUGUAAAAAUUUAUGAUGAGGCUGUGCCCCAAUGGCAUUUUCCAACAAUGUUAGUGCACAAAUGCUUUAACCUAGACUGGAACUGUCAGAAUUAUUUUAAAAAAA
Elgaria multicarinata webbii is the source of this 5927-nucleotide messenger RNA. RefSeq names its product gamma-aminobutyric acid type B receptor subunit 2 (gene GABBR2). Lineage: Eukaryota; Metazoa; Chordata; Lepidosauria; Squamata; Anguidae. The record is from RefSeq and is a predicted model, not a curated record. Gene Ontology annotation, cellular component: G protein-coupled receptor heterodimeric complex; membrane. Gene Ontology annotation, biological process: G protein-coupled receptor signaling pathway; gamma-aminobutyric acid signaling pathway. Bases 156 to 2969 code for a protein of 937 amino acids. Gene Ontology annotation, molecular function: G protein-coupled GABA receptor activity. The transcript has 19 exons.